Necator americanus (New World hookworm) is the source of this 741-nucleotide messenger RNA. RefSeq lists its product as uncharacterized. The record is from RefSeq and is a predicted model, not a curated record. NCBI's taxonomy places the organism in Eukaryota, Metazoa, Nematoda, Chromadorea, Rhabditida, Ancylostomatidae. The coding region runs from base 1 to 741 and encodes 246 amino acids. The transcript is spliced from 6 exons.
AUGGGAACCUCUACCAUGCAUACCGCCCCCGCAAGCUUGUCCACCUCAUCGACUGAAGGCGCAUCCACAGCAUCUGUGGAACAAUCUUCUAUAUCGACUUUCGCCACUACUUCCGACUUUACCACCACUGUCGUGGAAAGAAGUAAACCUCAGAUGAGCAGCGAAAUAACUCAGUCACUUGUUUCUACUUCUUACUCAACAGAAUCCUCAUCGGGUGCAAUUACCUGCAUAUUUAUUGGUGACUUCGGCAAUCUCGGCAAAGAUGACACCUACUAUCCCCAGGAACAAACGUUCAUAAACAAGGUGGCAGACAAAUUGUUUGAAGAGUCUCCAUUCCAAUUCAACGCUGGUGCAACUUUUUAUGGAUAUACAUUUCAAGAGUUCGAUCCUUCAAGAGCUGUAAAAGCUACGGUCAGCAGCAGCGACGCAUUCGAGCGAGCGUGCUCUUCACAGUCACCAUAUUUCGGCUUUGAUCCGGAAGGAACUGACGAAGCGAUCGGUCAAAUCAAUUACAUGAGUCCAGGAAAUGCGAACUGUUUAGUGUUCUUCUCAGCACAGCAGAACACAGCAGGACUUUCCGUGUUCACAACGAAUGUAUUCAAGAGGAUCGUUGCCGUAGGAUACAACGGAACUGACCUAAGCAGCAUAGUGCCUUCCGGGGUCUCAGUGCCAGUGCCACUUAACUAUUCUGAAGAUGACGUUUCAAACGUCUACCAAGCUGUAAUGGGCGGCUUCAGUUGA